This is a messenger RNA of Melampsora larici-populina 98AG31, 639 nucleotides long. RefSeq lists its product as uncharacterized. The transcript is spliced from 4 exons. Bases 1 to 639 code for a protein of 212 amino acids. Lineage: Eukaryota; Fungi; Basidiomycota; Pucciniomycetes; Pucciniales; Melampsoraceae. The record is from RefSeq and is a predicted model, not a curated record.
AUGAUUUCCAACUCUAUCCUUGUAGCCGGCGUCGUAUAUUUUCUUGCAUUGUAUGCUCAAUCAGGCUUUGGCUUGACGGUCACUCGACCUGCUGAAGGAGACGUAUGGGAUCCGUCGCUUCCAUUGAAUAUACAAUGGACAACUGUUUCGGGUGACCCACAGUUGGUCGAUGUUGAGCUUACCAAUAUGGACCCAGCGACAUUUCCUGCGGGAUUCAAACAUGAAGUUCAAGAGGACUUAUCGACCGCCACUUUGGCCGCUACUAUCAGCGACAUCCCAGGUCUCGUAAACGGUGGUGGUUAUCGUGUGAAUUUCGUCAAACCCGAUAGCGACGAGAUUUUGGCUCAGUCCGCUCCUUUCACCAUCACCGUCGGUGGUGGUCCAGGUGCAAUGAAUGGCCCGAUGACGAACACUACUCUCUCUAAUUCAACCAUGGGGAACAUGACCAACAUGACUCAUGACAUGAAUAACAUGACUCAUGACAUGAACACCAUGAAUCACACAAACACUAUCGGCGCAAAUACCCAAACUCUUGCCGGUAAUCAUUCGUCAAACCCUAUGAGUGCUGGAAAUGUGCUUCAACCUAUCCACAUCAUGGGAUUGGUUUUAUCUAUGUGUACCAGUGUUCUUCUUUCCUGA